Molecule: messenger RNA, 387 nt
Organism: Ilex paraguariensis (yerba mate)
Lineage: Eukaryota; Viridiplantae; Streptophyta; Magnoliopsida; Aquifoliales; Aquifoliaceae
Source: the annotation of a GenBank genome assembly
AUGGCGUCAAGGUACUGGGUGGUCUCUCUCCCCGUCCAAAACUCCGCAUCUUCUCUCUGGAGUCGUUUGCAAGAAUCCAUCUCUAAACACGCCUUCGAUACUCCUCUCUACCGUUUCAACAUUCGGAAUCUCCUUGUGGGAACUCUAGAUUCGCUUCGAGCAAUCAUUGAUGACCUUGUGAAGUCGAAUAGCUUCAUUGAAGGAGUGUCUCAGAAGAUACGGCGUCAGAUCGAAGAAUUAGAUAAGGUUUCUGGAGUGGUCAGUAGUUCUUUGACAGUUGAUUGGGUUCCUGUUGACUCAUACCUCACCAGAUUUGUGUGGGAUGAGGCGAAGUACCCGAUAAUGUCACCUCUUAGGGAGAUUGUGGAUGGGAUUCAUNCUAAUUAA